AUGGAUUCCGAUGGUAACCAUAUCGGUGGAGAAAACAACGGACAUGGUUCAUCGUCCAGCGGCGGCUGGGCCGUUAGCAUGGAUGAACCCAUUGACCCUGCAGUCCAAGUGUUCGCCUUCAUCAAAGAUCUUGUUGUUGGGAAAACAAUGCCAAUCUACUUCCCCUACAUAAAAGAUCCAACUUCUUUUCAAUUCUUCCCUAAAGAAACAAUCCAACACAUUCGCUUCUCGUCCGAGGCAAUCCCUGAGCUUCUCUUGUUCUUCACCUUCUCACUGGACUUGAAGCAAGCCUUGGCGAUGAGACAAACACUUGAGGUUUGCGAGAAGCAACCCAAAGAAGGAGAGGUCGGAGGCUGUGUGACCAAUAUAGAGUCAGUAGCUGAUUUUGCACGAGGCAUCUUAGGAUCAGACUCCAAAGUCGAAAUUCUAAGAUCGUCUCUACUUUCGAACCGGUCGACUCCCCUUGUCCAAAACUACACCAUAUUCGAGUUCACAGCUAUAUCGACCGGAGAUAUCGUACCGUGCCAUAACGAGCUGUAUCCUUAUCCUGUGCACUACUGUCAUUUCCAAUUGGGAGCAGAGAGCGAAGUGUUCAAGGUUUACCUGGGAGGUGAGAAUGGUGAGAUGGUAGACUUGGUGUUUCUGUGUCACAUGGAUACAUCGACAUGGAGGCCCGGUCAUGUCGCAUUCCGUCUUUUUGGGGUCAAGGCGGGGGACUCCGAAGUCUGCCACUUCCUGGCGGGACACGAUCUUACUAUGUUUCCUGUUCCAAAAGAUUAUGGGUUCAAGCAGCUGUGUUUGCAGAUAACCAGUGCUGAUUUGUGGUCAGAAGGUGAAUCUGAACCCACUGUUGUAAAUAAUCCUGAUCCAGAAACUUUUGCUACUACAAUUUUACAAUUUCAGAAUCAAAAGCUUGUACAAAAGCUAGAGGCUCAGAAGGUUGAGUAUUCUACUCUUGAGAACAAGUUCAUUCAACUGAAGGAGAAAUAA
Molecule: messenger RNA, 990 nt
Organism: Hibiscus syriacus
Lineage: Eukaryota; Viridiplantae; Streptophyta; Magnoliopsida; Malvales; Malvaceae
Product: BURP domain-containing protein 3-like
Exons: 4
Coding region: 1-990 (329 amino acids)
Source: RefSeq, a predicted model, not a curated record